Molecule: messenger RNA, 2205 nt
Organism: Penicillium pulvis
Lineage: Eukaryota; Fungi; Ascomycota; Eurotiomycetes; Eurotiales; Aspergillaceae
Exons: 3
Coding region: 1-2205 (734 amino acids)
Biological process (GO): regulation of transcription by RNA polymerase II; DNA-templated transcription
Cellular component (GO): chromatin
Molecular function (GO): DNA-binding transcription factor activity, RNA polymerase II-specific; zinc ion binding; RNA polymerase II cis-regulatory region sequence-specific DNA binding
Source: RefSeq, a predicted model, not a curated record
AUGGCGUCAAUGGAGAUCAUGACGGUACCUCCGGCGUCUGCAGGGGUAAAGAAACUGGUGUGUCGCGUUUGCCAAAAAGGAUUUACUAAAGCCGAACAUCUAAGAAGAAUCCGUCGGCUGACCGGAAAUGGCUAUACAGACACCGGAUCUAAGCCUUAUGUCUGUAAGGAAUGUCGCCGGCCGUUCGCCCGGCAGGAUGCCCUUACUCGGCAUGAGAAGUUGCAUCAGCGUGAUAUGAACGCAAAGGAUGGCCCAAGUUCAGCCUCAGUUCCCCCAUCUGCAUCUCUAGAUUCAAUGGCUUCGUGGGAAUCAAGCAGUGCGUCCCCAGCGGGCCCAGCUUCUACUUCUGCGACUAGUAGGUCAUGGGAUGAGUCCCAAUCUGUGCAUCAUCCCGGCAUGCACAAUGUUGCAUCCGACAUGGAUUUCGCUCUGGUCUGGCCAGACUCGGAGAAUCUAUUCCAGAGUCUCAUGUCUUCAGAUACCACUGAUCAAUGGCAGAUGCCGUUGGGGACACUACCAUUCCCGCCCGUCGUACAGGACAUUAAUGGCAUGAACUUUGGAUCGCCCAAUUCAUUUGACGAUCGCAGUUCAUCGAUCGGCGCUAUUCCCUCUGGUGGUGGACACCAGGCCGUGCGGGAUGUGACGGAAAUGAUCAAUAGCUCGUCCUCAAGCGUCACCGCUGCCGUCAAAGCCACCUCCAUCACAUCCGUCUUUCUAGAUGAGUGUCUUCACAUGUUCUUUGUCCGUUUCAUCCCAACAUUCCCUAUACUACACCGAGCUACCUUUGUAUUCCGAGAAUGCACUCAUGCCCUACUCCUCAAUGCCAUCGCCAUAGGCUCCUUGUAUCUUGGCCCUAGUGAUGCUGUUGCAAAAGGAGAAGCUUUAUGGCGGCUUGCACAUACUGCUAUCGCCACCUCAUGGCAAUCCUUAAUCACCCAUAACGGCCCUUAUGACACGUGCAAGGGUGUGCAGUUGAUGAUCACUGCACUUCUCGGUCAAAUAUACGGAGCACUAUCCAGGAAUCGUGCAGUUCGGACCACAAGCCAAGUGUUCCGCCCAUUAGGCUUCUUCUGGGCUCGGCACUGUGGAAUGUAUGACAGUGAGCCCUACUCGAUGGAGAACCUGCCUUCCAACGAUGCUCCUGCUGCUGAAAAAGAACACCAGUGGCGGAUAUGGGCUGCGCGGGAAAUACAGCAGCGUGCUUUGCUUGCAUACUACGUGCUUGAUGGUCUUGUAGCCCAAAUGUCUGGUGACGGAGCAUCGGCCCGACAUGUGUCGAAUUCCUUAAUACUCCCUAGCAGCGAACCGGCUUUCGAUGCGAGCAGCCCUGAUGAGUGGUUGGCACAUAUGCACUCGCAAAAACCCGAUCAAUCCUCCUUCCGAGUCGUCUUCCGGUCCUUAUUCCCGCCUGUUGGCAACUUCAGAGCCCUCGACUACCAAUUCUCUGCCUUCGCUCUUCGAGUAGUAUUGGAGGGCCUUCAGUCCUUGAUUUCCGAUGGUGAUGAUCAUGACUUGGCAGUGGGCGUUCCCGGCCAGUCCGAUGUACGCAGAGCAUUGGCUCAAGUUCACGAGACUAUAUCUAUGAGUCUCCAUUUCUCCGCCGCGGAAAGACUAGAGAUACUUUUGCGCUGGCACACUGUCUGCCUGGAUACAAUGGUCAACUCAACAGUUUUAUCCCGUCAUGUCUGUUCCCGUUGGGACAUUCCACAAUAUGUAUCUGGUGGUUGUCGAACAACCCGGCCCGGGUUUGACCUCAUCAAAUGGGCCAACACCGAGGACGCAAGGCGAGCAGUACUCCACGCCGUCGCUAUUCAAGAUAUCAUCGAGCAGUUGCCUCGUGGCCGUGCACAUGUCGUGCACAUGCCAAGCUCCCUGUUUGCUGCUGCUACGAUUUAUGUUGUGUUUACUCUUGCCGGAAUAACUACCAUCAAUCUCCCCCGAACUAUUGUUUGGCAGGAUGCUUUGCUAUCCCAUUCAGAUCUUCAUCUAGGUCACGAUGAUAUUCGUCCCCCGUCUGGCUCGGAAACACGGCGUUUCGUCGCAACAGACCAAGGAAUACCCCCUGUUUUCGCCGGCGGUGCUGUUCGUAAUCUUCUUUACGAGCUAAAUUCCAUUCAAAAGCUUUUCCGUUGUCUUUCAUCACAAUGGGGAAUCGCCCAUGACAUGGAAGAUAUUGUCGCUCAAUGGAUUCAACUUUGCCAUUAA